AUGAAUUGCCAAGAAGAUAAUCCCGCCAUGAUAAGCAAAGCUGUUCCCAUUGGAUAUCAGGACAAUGGAACAUUUGUCUUGGACAUUGAUGCACUGCAACACAGGAAAGAUUUGUACUCAGAUGAGAAUGGUUCAUGGGCAAUGACAGGCUGUAAGGCCAAGUUUUAUACCAUCAUAAGAGAUGAGGAGGGGAAAGUGACUGAACUCGAAAAGGUCAACACUCAGACAAGUUCAGAUGUUGUGGUGAAGAGAAGAACAUACACAUGUUCCUCCUACACAUCCUAUCACAAGACCAUAGUGUCAAUCGAAUUUGGCAAGGACAUUGAAAAAUGGUUUCCACUUGUGCUUCUUAAUUACAAUUUUGAUGGAAAGCCAUCAAAAUUUACAGUACAAAAGCAUGGUAAUCGCACCUCCUCGAAUAUGCCACAUAUUCGAUCGAAAGAGAGCACCAAGCGAAAAGUUGCCGAAAAAGCCAGGGAAUUUGGUCCUAAGAGGGCACUGUACUUCGCAAGAAAGGAAGCCGGUGGUAUCUGUGAAGUAGACAGUAUCAGUUCUAUCCCACGCAACUUGAAGCAGGUAGAAUACCUAACUCGUAAACCAUCAGUUAAAAAAGACCCACUGGCAUCUGUUCUAGAACUGCAGAAGACAACUUUUCCUGGUUUCAUCCGUGAAGUAGUAUGCAACGAUCUCCCUACAGUCAUGCUAUUCACUGACCAACAGUUGGACAAUAUCGUGAAAUUUUGCUGUCAUGAAAGGGUAAAUCAAGUCUCUGAGCUCGGAGUGGACGUGACAUUUCAACUCGGUCCUUUCUAUGUGCUUGUAACAAGUUUUAAGAACACAGUUCUUCGAGUGAAGGGAGCCAACAACCACCCCUCCUUUUUAGGCCCAGUAAUGAUCUGCAUGACCAGAGAUGAGUCCACAUACCUGUCAUUUAUUCAUUGCCUUAUACGCGAAAAGCCUGGUCUCAGUGAAUUUCUUCAUGCCACUGGCACAGAUGACGAACGCGCUUUAACAAAUGCUCUUGCUGCCGGUUUCAGAAAUGCGGCACCUUUGCUGUGUUACAUUCACAGCCAAAGAAAUAUUAAGGAGAAAUGUCGAAAGCUUGGUCUCUCCUCGUCAUUAGUGUCCCGCAUUUGUCAAGAUCUCUUCCAACCAAGACGUGGCUUAAUUUGGUCCAGUUCACUAGAAGAGUUUGACAGAAAAUCUACACUACUCAUGUCUGAUUGGGACACCCUGGAACGGUCCGAGAAAUCGGGUCCAUCAGCCUUUACCCAGUAUUUCCGUGACCACAAGCUUGAUGACAUGCGUUCAAAGAUGGCCGCAUUUGUUGUGAAAGAUCUUGGCUUGGGAGACAAACCAUACGAACAGAACAUUCCGGAAUCAGUUAACGACAUGUUGAAAGAUUGGAUGAAGUACAUUCCCCAGGAAAUGGACAGACUCAUUGUCAACCUCUAUGACUUUGUACAAUCAUUCGAUCAGGAAGAGGAAAUGGCGUGGUUCCAGUUAUCAGACAAAUGGGAAGUCAGCCAACAGUUCAAGUGUCACUUGCCAAGCAAGGGUCAUGCAGACAUGAGCCUAGAAGAGAGAAAGGCAUAUAUUAAAAAGGUCAGGAAACUUUGCCCAGACCCAGAAGCUUACAAGAAGUGCUGCAAUUUUAAGGUCCAACCCUUGUGCAGUUCCACGCCCCGUCCAUCUUCAAGAAAGUCUGCUAGUGAUCUCAGCGAUCUUUCUGCUCUUAGUGGCCACUUUUCCAGAGAGGAACAAUCCAGCCUCCUAGAGAAAGCCAAGACGGUUCUGAACAAUGACCAGUUUCGCCAGGGCUUUAAGGACAGUGUCUACUUUGUGGACAGUGGUGGACAACUUCCUCACCGGGUCCAGUGCUUUAAGAGUGGCAAAUGUACAUGUGAUUGCAGUUUCUUUGGGCGUAACAACCUUUGUCACCAUUGCGUGGCUAUUGCCAUCCAUUUAAAUUGUGUGGCGAACAUUGUGGGGGCCUACCAAGGCCGAAGUCUCCACAAAAUCUCAGCAGCGUCCGCCCCAAAAAAUGUUGGAGGAAGGCUCCAUCCAGAAAACGGCCUCUUUCUGCAACCGAGGUAG
Messenger RNA from Porites lobata, 2097 nucleotides. Lineage: Eukaryota; Metazoa; Cnidaria; Anthozoa; Scleractinia; Poritidae. The record is from the annotation of a GenBank genome assembly.